UGUUGGGAUAUAUUAUCCCGGCCUAUUACUGUUCAGGAGCCCAAGACAUUAUCCAGUACGGAGCCCGAGCAGCUAGGCCCAUUUCGGCCCAUUAGGCCCGAUAUUGGCCCGUUUGGCCCAUUAGGGUGGAGAACACCCUUUCCCUUUGUCUAUAAAUAGGGAGCUUAGCCUCCAUGUAAAGGAUCCCCUUUUUGAUCCCUUUUCCUUCUUUCUCCUUCUCUCUAGAAUAGCUUGCAAGACUCCAUUAAUGGGAGCUCAAAAUGUACUUUGUAAUGGUGAGGAGAGUCCUAAUGAGAAUGAGAGGGCUUGGACAUUAGCCUAAAAAGUCCCGUGGUUUUCUCCCUUUCGGGUUUCCACGUAAAAAUAGUUUGUUCAUACACAUUUAUACAUAUAUUUACUAUAUCGUGUUGGAUUAAACUCAACACUGGCGCCGUCUGUGGGAAUCAGUUCAAAAAGAUUACAUGUGUUCUUCAGUUUUUGUGAAAAGAGUGAUCCGAAGAACUGAUUUUCGACAAAAUGCAAACAAAAAAUGAUUCUGGAAAAAGGAUAAAUCCGCAAGAUCUUCAGAUCUGGAAUUUCGGAAGUCUGGGCCCGUCGGAGCUCUGUCAGCAACCACGCUGCCGCCAUGAGCCAUUCGCUGCUGCUCCUUGGCUAGCUGGAAGUUCCAGAUCUUACUCGAGGUCGCCGGAGCCUCCAUCACCGUCCUUGCCGCCGUCGAACCGCCGGUGGGCUUGCCUGCACCAGACGAAACUCACCGCAGCACUCCAGACCUCGUUAUCCUCGCUCCUAGUGAAGCUCCGUCUGCAACACGGGAGCUCGUCGCCGGCAGCUGAUUCUGCCGCCUGAGCCGCCACGCCGCCGCUCGUCCUCGGCGUCCCACCGUAUGCCGCUCCCCGACUGGUCGGUCUCUGCUUGAGCCAUCACCAGCCACUCCCCCGAUGCGGCCUGAGGGAUAUUCUGACUGGGACCUCUUGAUACCCGCCAUUAACGGCGGCUUGGAGCUCAGGAAGGUAUACUAUGUAGCCCAGCCGAUUUUCCAACGGGGGAUAACCCCUCUCGCCGCCCUUGCUCUGCUGCAAUCACCGUAUCCACUGGCACUGCUGUUUUUGGUGUUGGUUAAUGGAGUAUGUUCAUUUGGUUGCAAACGGGCCACGUCCGUAGAGAUGAUUACAGAGAACAGGGCCUCAGUUGCCAAACGAAGGCAAAGUCAAACUUGGCACCAGGUUUAUGGAGGGAUUGACCAAGUCAAAAUGGGCUCUCUCUAGCUUGGGCUUUGGUAGCACGGUGUGCGUACUCCAUGGGUUGAAUAAUUUUGACCAAAAUCCAUACAAUGGAUGCAAUCUGGUCCCACAAAAUGGCAUGGCUGCCCGAGCCUCCCUUCUAAAGCUAAGUGCUCUAACUCAACCUUUUAUUAAAGCACGUAACUAGUAAGGGAGUAGAAAUAUUGCUAGUAUUUUUAUCCAUCAUUUAUUACGCGAUAUAAUCUCCCGAAAUAAAUAAUGUCGAGCAAAAUUCAAGUGAGUAAAGCUCUAGUGAUAACUAGUUUCACCGUCAUUUAAAUUUAAUGACUGGUUGUUGUGGGCCCGUCGGCCCGCUCCUGAUCGGCUUUAAUUAGCGAACGGAGCAUAUCUGAAUGACCUAUCAUAGGAUAAUAUCAGUAUUAUUGCCUGUACAUCACUAUUAUUUAUUAGGGAUAAAAUGUCCCGAAUUGAAUAAUGUGGAGCGAAGCUCUGGUGAUGGUUGGUUCAGCCAACAUUUUAUUGAAUAUUUAAUUUCUUGUGGGCCUGUUGGCCCACUCUCGAUCAGCUUGAUUAAGUGAUCCGAGCGUCUCCAGAAGGGUGAUGACCCGACGACGCAUUUUAAUUUGAGGGUUGUGCAUUGGUCCGCAUGGCACUACGUGCCCGAUCGACGAUCAUACCCCAAUGUAAUCUACGCCAUUAGGCGCGAAGUGACUAUUGCCAGACGCGGCCUGUGGGGCCCCGAGGGCGCCAAAGCGCUCGGCCUCGUGUUUCCGAGGGCGGUGCGACCAACUUGGGUCUGAGUUUGAAAACUCACAGACCGAUGAAUAUCUCUGUGUGACAUUCGGCGGGCUGCUAAUUGGCCCCGCCGCGAGCUGCUACGUCCCUUAACCCCGCACGAUGAGCCGGGCCGAGGGUCACGAUGACCCAUAGGCCGAUAAUCGUGGAUGUAAAGAUAAAGCCAUGCAGAUGGUUAUGUGUGCAUAUUUAUUGUCGGGCCGUGCGGCCCGUUACCAUGCUUAUUGCGCAGCUGAAGCCACUCGAUGUGCUCGAGCGGAAUGAUUAGAAGACGCUCGGCCCGAGUCCUGAAGACGUGCAGGGCCGACUAAAGAGGAGACCAUCACGGCUGAGGACCGUGAGACGAGCAUCUCCACCUAGAGGCCGAGGGCCUAGAGGAGACCACCACGGUUGAGAGCAGUGGGACGAGCAUCUCCACCCCAGAGACCGAUGGCCUAGGAAGAACACCUAGAGGCCGAGGUCUAGAGGCGAAUGCCAUGACAAAGAACCGUGAGACGAUCAUCCAUCAUUCAGAGGCCGAGGGCCUAGAGGAGACCAUCACGGCCGAGGGCCGUGAGACCAUCCUUACAUCAGGUCGGCCUCCCAUUGCCGACACUAUGAUAUCACGACCGGCCUCUCGGCACGGCGUGUGUUCCAUACUUGAAGACCGGCCUCGUCCUCGCUCCUCGCGGAUGAGAGCCGUUGCUUGAUUCUUUCCGGUCGGCCUCUCAUUGCCGACACCAUUAUACCACGACCGGCCUCUCGGCUCGGCGUGCUUAUCUUUUGAAGACCGGCCUCGUCCCCGCCCUCACGGACGAGGACCGUUGCUUGAUUUUCUCAGAUCGGCCGCUCAUUGCCGACACCAUUAUACCACGACCGGCCUCUCGGCUCGGCGUGCUUGUCUUCUGAAGAUCGGCCUUGUCCCCGCCACCUUGCGGACAAGGACCGUUGUUUGAUUCUUUCAGGUCGGCUUCUCACUGCCGACACUAUCAUGUUAUGUUCGGCCUCUCGGCACGACAUAUUUAUCUUUUGAAGACCGGUUUCAUCCCCGCGCUGCGUUGGAUGAGAGCCGUUGCUCGGAUAUAUCGGCCUGACCGGACACUAUUGCCAUCUCCAUUAUCAGGACCGACUGCCCAGCGACAUUAUGAUCAUUGUAUAUCGGCUCCCAAUGCCGACCUUCUUGAGUUAGCGAUCGGGCUCACCCCUCCCUUCAGGAGGGUGGCCAUCGCCUUCGCAUGACGACCAGCAUUACCAUCGCCUCGUCAUCCUAUUCAUUUUGAUAUCCCACCACCAUUAUGUGUGACAUCACUUGUGGUCAUUCUUAGAACCGAUGAACGUAUUUUCCUCCUUCAAAAAAAAAAAAAAAAAAGAGAGAAAAAAGAAAAGAUGGGGAGAAGGGGAGACGAGAUCCUAUGAGAGAGGGAGUCUUGACGAGGUAUGCCUGAUCUUCCUUCGCCGCGUAUGACGAACGUCUCCCGACGCGGAGGUUAGUAGAACGUGGGGGAGGCUAGACGUACCAAAGGGAACCUCGGCAGGAUAAACCAGUUCCUCCCAUUUCCCGUGGAUCGAUAACACCUUCUGCCAAAGCAGAAGGCUAGUAGGGCCACGAGCAUGGGACGACGAAGCAGGGAAUCCCGACGUGGAUAAACCUGUUCCUCCUUGCGAUCGUUGGAUGACCAAACUUCUUCUUCGAAGUAAGAAGAUUAGUUGGACCACGACAGGGACGAACGAAGAAUAGGGAAUCCCGACGUGGAUAAACCUGUUCCUCCUUGCGAUCGUUGGAUGACCGAACGUCUUCUUCGAAGUAAGAAGAUUAGUAGGACCACGACAGGGACGAACGAAGAAUUGGGAAUCCCGACGUGGAUAAACCUGUUUCUUCUCAUAGUUGGGAUGACGAACGUCUCCUGCGAAACCAGGAGACCAGUACUCACGAGACUUGGGAAGAACAAAGAUCGAGUUCUUUACCGGAGUCCGAUUGCGUGCCGAGUGUACACCGCUUAGCGGUCCAUACAUAGGACCACGGAUACGGUAGACGAACGAAGACCAGCUCCAUGGACCAGACACGCAGGACCAGUUCUCCACCGGAGUCUGUUGCGUACCGAGUGUACACCGCUUAGCGGUCCGUACAUAGGACCACGGAUACGGUAGACGAACGACGAUUAGCUCCCCAGAUCAGGUAGGAGGGACAUCGCCCGGAUUUAUUUCAGGCUCACCAUUCCUUCCCGGAUGGAGUCCUGGCAGACGAUAAGCUUCUCACAGCCAAUCAGGAGAGAGACUUGACACAUCACCAGCACGGCCGAGGGCCAUGAGACGAUUACCACUCACCGAGAGGCCGAAGGCCAUGAGAUGAUCAUCACUAUUUUUUUGUAUCACGAUCGGCCCCUCAGCGCCAUCGUGUCCAGAUUCGCGGUUCGGCUCGCCCAUUCCCUCCAGGAUGGCGACGACCGUCUUAUGCAGUACGAUCGGCCCCUCAGCGCCAUCGUACCCAGCUCACGUUCAGCUCGUCCAUUCCCUUCCAGGGUGGCGACGGACGUCUUAUGCAUCACGAUCGGCCCCUCAGCGCCAUCGUGUCCAGAUUCACGGUUCGGCUCGCCCAUUCCCUUCCAGGGUGGCGACGGACGUCUUAUGCAUCACGAUCGGCCCCUCAGCGCCAUCGUGUCCUGAUUCACGGUUCGGAUCGCCCAUUCCCUCCAGGAUGGCGACGACCGUCUUAUGUAGUACGAUCGGCCCCUCAGCGCCAUCGUACCCAGCUCACGUUCAGCUUGUCCAUCCCUUCCAGGGUGGCGACGGACGUCUUAUGCAUCACGAUCGGCCCCUCAGCGCCAUCGUGUCCUGAUUCACGGUUCGGAUCGCUCAUUCCCUUCCAGGGUGGCGACGGACGUCUUAUGCAUCACGAUCGGCCCCUCAGCGCCAUCAUGUCCUGAUUCACGGUUCGGAUCGCCCAUUCCCUCCAAGAUGGCGACGACCGUCUUAUGCAGUACGAUCGGCCCCUCAGCGCCAUCGUACCCAGCUCACGUUCAGCUCGUCCAUUCCCUCCAGGAUGGUGACGAACGUCUUAUGCAGUACGAUCGGCCCCUCAGCGCCAUCGUACCCAGCUCACGUUCAGCUCGUCCAUUCCCUCCAGGAUGGCGACGAACGUCUUAUGCAUCACGAUCGGCCCCUCAGCGCCAUCGUGUUCUGAUUCACGGUUCGGAUCGCCCAUUCCCUCCAGGAUGGCGACGACCGUCUUAUGCAGUACGAUCGGCCCCUCAGCGCCAUCGUACCCAGCUCGCGGUUCGGCUCGCCCAUUCCCUCCAGGAUGGCGACGAACGUCUUAUGCAUCACGAUCGGCCCCUCAGCGCCAUCGUGUCCAGAUUCGCGGUUCGGCUCGCUCAUUCCCUCCAGGAUGGCGACGACCGUCUUAUGCAGUACGAUCGGCCCCUCAGCGCCAUCGUGUCCAGACUCAUGGUUCGGCUCGCCCAUUCCCUCCAGGAUGGCGACGACCGUCUUAUGCAGUACGAUCGGCCCCUCAGCGCCAUCGUACCCAGCUCACGUUCAGCUCGUCCAUUCCCUUCCAGGGUGGCGACGGACGUCUUAUGCAUCACGAUCGGCCCCUCAGCGCCAUCGUGUCCAGAUUCACGGUUCGGCUCGCCCAUUCCCUUCCAGGGUGGCGACGGACGUCUUAUGCAUCACGAUCGGCCCCUCAGCGCCAUCGUGUCCUGAUUCACGGUUCGGAUCGCCCAUUCCCUCCAGGAUGGCGACGACCGUCUUAUGCAGUACGAUCGGCCCCUCAGCGCCAUCGUACCCAGCUCACGUUCAGCUUGUCCAUCCCUUCCAGGGUGGCGACGGACGUCUUAUGCAUCACGAUCGGCCCCUCAGCGCCAUCGUGUCCUGAUUCACGGUUCGGAUCGCCCAUUCCCUCCAAGAUGGCAACGACCGUCUUAUGCAGUACGAUCGGCCCCUCAGCGCCAUCGUACCCAACUCACGUUCAGCUCGUCCAUUCCCUCCAGGAUGGCGACGAACGUCUUAUGCAGUACGAUCGGCCCCUCAGCGCCAUCGUACCCAGCUCACGUUCAGCUCGUCCAUUCCCUCCAGGAUGGCGACGAACGUCUUAUGCAUCACGAUCGGCCCCUCAGCGCCAUCGUGUCCUGAUUCACGGUUCGGAUCGCCCAUUCCCUCCAGGAUGGCGACGACCGUCUUAUGCAGUACGAUCGGCCCCUCAGCGCCAUCGUACCCAGCUCGCGGUUCGGCUCGCCCAUUCCCUCCAGGAUGGCGACGAACGUCUUAUGCAUCACGAUCGGCCCCUCAGCGCCAUCGUGUCCAGAUUCGCGGUUCGGCUCGCUCAUUCCCUUCCAGGGUGGCGACGGACGUCUUAUGCAUCACGAUCGGCCCCUCAGCGCCAUCGUGUCCUGAUUCACGGUUCGGAUCGCCCAUUCCCUCCAAGAUGGCGACGACCGUCUUAUGCAGUACGAUCGGCCCCUCAGCGUCAUCGUACCCAGCUCACGUUCAGCUCGUCCAUUCCCUCCAGGAUGGUGACGAACGUCUUAUGCAGUACGAUCGGCCCCUCAGCGCCAUCGUACCCAGCUCACGUUCAGCUCGUCCAUUCCCUCCAGGAUGGCGACGAACGUCUUAUGCAUCACGAUCGGCCCCUCAGCGCCAUCGUGUCCUGAUUCACGGUUCGGAUCGCCCAUUCCCUCCAGGAUGGCGACGACCGUCUUAUGCAGUACGAUCGGCCCCUCAGCGCCAUCGUACCCAGCUCGCGGUUCGGCUCGCCCAUUCCCUCCAGGAUGGCGACGAACGUCUUAUGCAUCACGAUCGGCCCCUCAGCGCCAUCGUGUCCAGAUUCGCGGUUCGGCUCGCUCAUUCCCUCCAGGAUGGCGACGACCGUCUUAUGCAGUACGAUCGGCCCCUCAGCGCCAUCGUGUCCAGACUCAUGGUUCGGCUCGCCCAUUCCCUCCAGGAUGGCGACGACCGUCUUAUGCAGUACGAUCGGCCCCUCAGCGCCAUCGUACCCAGCUCACGUUCAGCUCGUCCAUUCCCUUCCAGGGUGGCGACGGACGUCUUAUGCAUCACGAUCGGCCCCUCAGCGCCAUCGUGUCCAGAUUCACGGUUCGGCUCGCCCAUUCCCUUCCAGGGUGGCGACGGACGUCUUAUGCAUCACGAUCGGCCCCUCAGCGCCAUCGUGUCCUGAUUCACGGUUCGGAUCGCCCAUUCCCUCCAGGAUGGCGACGACCGUCUUAUGCAGUACGAUCGGCCCCUCAGCGCCAUCGUACCCAGCUCACGUUCACCUUGUCCAUCCCUUCCAGGGUGGCGACGGACGUCUUAUGCAUCACGAUCGGCCCCUCAGCGCCAUCGUGUCCUGAUUCACGGUUCGGAUCGCCCAUUCCCUCCAAGAUGGCGACGACCGUCUUAUGCAGUACGAUCGGCCCCUCAGCGCCAUCGUACCCAGCUCACGUUCAGCUCGUCCAUUUCCUCCAGGAUGGGGACGAACGUCUUAUGCAGUACGAUCGGCCCCUCAGCGCCAUCGUACCCAGCUCACGUUCAGCUCGUCCAUUCCCUCCAGGAUGGCGACGAACGUCUUAUGCAUCACGAUCGGCCCCUCAGCGCCAUCGUGUCCUGAUUCACGGUUCGGAUCGCCCAUUCCCUCCAGGAUGGCGACGACCGUCUUAUGCAGUACGAUCGGCCCCUCAGCGCCAUCGUACCCAGCUCGCGGUUCGGCUCGCCCAUUCCCUCCAGGAUGGCGACGAACGUCUUAUGCAUCACGAUCGGCCCCUCAGCGCCAUCGUGUCCAGAUUCGCGGUUCGGCUCGCUCAUUCCCUUCCAGGGUGGCGACGGACGUCUUAUGCAUCACGAUCGGCCCCUCAGCGCCAUCGUGUCCUGAUUCACGGUUCGGAUCGCCCAUUCCCUCCAAGAUGGCGACGACCGUCUUAUGCAGUACGAUCGGCCCCUCAGCGCCAUCGUACCCAGCUCACGUUCAGCUCGUCCAUUCCCUCCAGGAUGGUGACGAACGUCUUAUGCAGUACGAUCGGCCCCUCAGCGCCAUCGUACCCAGCUCACGUUCAGCUCGUCCAUUCCCUCCAGGAUGGCGACGAACGUCUUAUGCAUCACGAUCGGCCCCUCAGCGCCAUCGUGUCCUGAUUCACGGUUCGGAUCGCCCAUUCCCUCCAGGAUGGCGACGACCGUCUUAUGCAGUACGAUCGGCCCCUCAGCGCCAUCGUACCCAGCUCGCGGUUCGGCUCGCCCAUUCCCUACAGGAUGGCGACGAACGUCUUAUGCAUCACGAUCGGCCCCUCAGCGCCAUCGUGUCCAGAUUCGCGGUUCGGCUCGCUCAUUCCCUCCAGGAUGGCGACGACCGUCUUAUGCAGUACGAUCGGCCCCUCAGCGCCAUCGUGUCCAGACUCAUGGUUCGGCUCGCCCAUUCCCUCCAGGAUGGCGACGACCGUCUUAUGCAGUACGAUCGGCCCCUCAGCGCCAUCGUACCCAGCUCACGUUCAGCUCGUCCAUUCCCUUCCAGGGUGGCGACGGACGUCUUAUGCAUCACGAUCGGCCCCUCAGCGCCAUCGUGUCCAGAUUCACGGUUCGGCUCGCCCAUUCCCUUCCAGGGUGGCGACGGACGUCUUAUGCAUCACGAUCGGCCCCUCAGCGCCAUCGUGUCCUGAUUCACGGUUCGGAUCGCCCAUUCCCUCCAGGAUGGCGACGACCGUCUUAUGCAGUACGAUCGGCCCCUCAGCGCCAUCGUACCCAGCUCACGUUCAGCUUGUCCAUCCCUUCCAGGGUGACGACGGACGUCUUAUGCAUCACGAUCGGCCCCUCAGCGCCAUCGUGUCCUGAUUCACGGUUCGGAUCGCCCAUUCCCUCCAAGAUGGCGACGACCGUCUUAUGCAGUACGAUCGGCCCCUCAGCGCCAUCGUACCCAGCUCACGUUCAGCUCGUCCAUUCCCUCCAGGAUGGUGACGAACGUCUUAUGCAGUACGAUCGGCCCCUCAGCGCCAUCGUACCCAGCUCACGUUCAGCUCGUCCAUUCCCUCCAGGAUGGCGACGAACGUCUUAUGCAUCACGAUCGGCCCCUCAGCGCCAUCGUGUCCUGAUUCACGGUUCGGAUCGCCCAUUCCCUCCAGGAUGGCGACGACCGUCUUAUGCAGUACGAUCGGCCCCUCAGCGCCAUCGUACCCAGCUCGCGGUUCGGCUCGCCCAUUCCCUCCAGGAUGGCGACGAACGUCUUAUGCAUCACGAUCGGCCCCUCAGCGCCAUCGUGUCUAGAUUCGCGGUUCGGCUCGCUCAUUCCCUCCAGGAUGGCGACGACCGUCUUAUGCAGUACGAUCGGCCCCUCAGCGCCAUCGUGUCCAGACUCAUGGUUCGGCUCGCCCAUUCCCUCCAGGAUGGCGACGACCGUCUUAUGCAGUACGAUCGGCCCCUCAGCGCCAUCGUACCCAGCUCACGUUCAGCUCGUCCAUCCCUUCCAGGGUGGCGACGAACGUCUUAUGCAUCACGAUCGGCCCCUCAGCGCCAUCGUGUCCAGACUCACGGUUCGGCUCUCCCAUUCCCUCCAGGAUGGCGACGACCGUCUUAUGCAGUACGAUCGGCCCCUCAGCGCCAUCGUACCCGGCUCACGUUCAGCUCGUCCAUCCCUUCCAGGGUGGCGACGAACGUCUUAUGCAUCACGAUCGGCCCCUCAGCGCCAUCGUGUCCAGAUUCACGGUUCGGCUCUCCCAUUCCCUCCAGGAUGGCGACGACCGUCUUAUGCAGUACGAUCGGCCCCUCAGCGCCAUCGUACCCGGCUCACGUUCAGCUCGUCCAUCCCUUCCAGGGUGGCGACGAACGUCUCGUAUGCAGCACGAUCAGCGCCUCUGUGCCAUCGUGUCUGGCUCGUGUUCGGAUCGCCCAUCCCUUCCAGGAUGACGACGAACAUCUCUUAUGCAGCACAAUCGGCCCCUCCGUGCCAUUGUGUCGGGUUCAUCUCCGGAUUGCCCAUCCCUUCUAGGAUGGCGACGACCAUCUUAUGCAGCACGUCUGCCUCUCGGCGCUGACAUGCCCGGGUUAUCGAUGAGAGCCUCCGCUUUCUAUCGCAUCUCACAUUCCUUCUCUCAUACAUUGCACCCAUACAUUACAUGCAUUCAUGCAUUCAUGCAUCAUACCUCAUACAUUCAUACAUACACAUGUGCAUCAUGUUUUGACAGUACCGCGACAUCGGUUGAUAGAUGCAUGGACCUCUAAGCUUCUCCGAUUGGAAAGCUCGAGUUAGAGUCCUUUACUCCCGCCUGACGCAUUCAGAGGGAGUGUGUCCGUGGAGGAGCACCCUUCGCCCGACCCCGACGGGAAGAGGGGUGCCUCACCGGCAGAUUACGUUCAGGAGUGUGGACAUCCACUCAUAUAUUAUGAUUAUUCGAAGACACAGGUUCCAGCUAGACAGAGGCAGAGCGCAGGCAAGAAUAUACUUUCUCGAGCAGAUUCGCGCACUCACUACUCAAGAAACUGGGGGACUUGUGUUGGGAUAUAUUAUCCCGGCCUAUUACUGUUCAGGAGCCCAAGACAUUAUCCAGUACGGAGCCCGAGCAGCUAGGCCCAUUUCGGCCCAUUAGGCCCGAUAUUGGCCCGUUUGGCCCAUUAGGGUGGAGAACACCCUUUCCCUUUGUCUAUAAAUAGGGAGCUUAGCCUCCAUGUAAAGGAUCCCCUUUUUGAUCCCUUUUCCUUCUUUCUCCUUCUCUCUAGAAUAGCUUGCAAGACUCCAUUAAUGGGAGCUCAAAAUGUACUUUGUAAUGGUGAGGAGAGUCCUAAUGAGAAUGAGAGGGCUUGGACAUUAGCCUAAAAAGUCCCGUGGUUUUCUCCCUUUCGGGUUUCCACGUAAAAAUAGUUUGUUCAUACACAUUUAUACAUAUAUUUACUAUAUCGUGUUGGAUUAAACUCAACAAUUGAUAUUGUAACAUUAAUGGUUAGGUGGCUAUAUGCUGGUUUAUCUCGCAUGUCAUCCGCUACUGGCCUCGGUGUGUACAGGGAUGCAUUGGAUCGGAUGUCAGAGGACCAGAUCACAUGGAUGCCGUAUAGACCUGAUAUGUUAGCAGAGUUGCCCCCAGCUGGACGAGAGCAGACUCACAUAUGGCGAGCACGUGUGCCGCUGAUAUGUUUUGACAUUGUUGAGCUUCAUUUGCCUGAUAGAGUCAUGCGACAGUUUGGGUUUGAGCAGGUCAUUCCACGUCCUAUCGACACUUAUGUAGAGCUGCAUAAGCUGGAUAGGCGUGGGAAGCAUACAGAGGAUUGGGCACUCAGACAUGUCCGAUACGUGACUAUGUGGGAUAGGAGAGCUGAGCUAGCGGUGGCUGGGACACCCACAUAUGUGCCAUCAGUUUCAGGAGAUUACAUGAGAUGGUACUACAGCAUCACUCGGUUGUUUGUGUCUCCUUCGUUCAGACUCCCUACUCAUCAUUAUCAGCCUAGCUCAUUGGCAUUGCAUCUUACGACCCGAGCUUUGCAGCGCAUACAUCAGCGGGUUACUGCCACUGUGACUGAUAUUCUUGAUGUGGACAUGUAUGGACAGACUCUGACAGGCAUUGCCUCGUUAUGCUCAGAUGUGUUGGGUCGAGUAGACUACGGACAUCUUAUACACAUGCCCGCAUCUCAGGAGAUGGCAUCCACGUCUAGUGCAGCCGCGGCUUCAUCAUCCCAGACGCAACAUGAGAGAGUGGUUCUUCAACCACGACAACGCCGUAGGCGUAGACAUGAGCAGCAACAUCUCCAUGACGAAGCUGAUGAUGGGAACUUGUAGUUUGUCUUUUGUAUUGUAGUUUUUCAUAUGCAAUAGAUGUUGUAGGAACAAUUUACAAGUUUUGAUGUAUUUUCUCUUGUUAAGUAUUCUAUGUUGUAUUGAUGUGUUCGAGUAUGAAUAUUACAUGAUUAUUUGUUAUGGCAUAUAUGAUGAUUGAACUGUGUUAUACCGGU
Cuscuta epithymum is the source of this 11927-nucleotide messenger RNA. The record is from the annotation of a GenBank genome assembly. NCBI's taxonomy places the organism in Eukaryota, Viridiplantae, Streptophyta, Magnoliopsida, Solanales, Convolvulaceae.